AUUUUCUCAUCGCCCGAGAAAAGGAAAACCAAGACAUUGAAACAACAUAUUUGUCCCUUUUUCUUGUAAUAAUUUCAAUAAAUUUUCUUUCUUCUGUUCAAUGGAUGUCAUAUGCUGUGCAUACUCUUACUCUUCAUGUAAGGGAACAUCAACAUCGGAUUCUUUCCCGCUUUCAGUUGAACAUGUCUUCUCUUUCUCUCACUAGAUCUUUCAGAUGUGAUUUCGCAUUCAAAAGCCUGAAACCUUCCCAUUCUAUAUAUGCACACACGUACAUAUGUAUAUGUUGCUUCCCCUCUGUAAAUUUCGAGCAGAGAUUGUGAUGAUGAGAAUCAGAUUUAGCUUUGCAAUCAGAAUCUGAUCAUUAGGGUUUCAUGCUUCCAAUUUGUAGGCAUCAUCUAUGGCUACAUUUGGCAGAGAUCUGUCGUUUCUCCAAUAUCGCUGCUCCUGAAUCCCUUUGUAUAUGUAUGCACGCCAGACUCUGAAAUGGAGGCGUGUUCUCCCCCAAAAUCUAGGGUUUCUGAUUUAAUCCUCUAGUUCUUGUCAAAAUCCCUCCUCAUGGUUUUCUUUUAACACUCCAAGACUCAUUUUUUUUUUUCUAUUUCAAUUAUAGUAUUUGUUUGUUUUGUUCAUAGUCUUAUCAAAUUUGACAAUGAUUAAGCAAAUCUUGAGUAGACUUCCCCGGAAAUCCUUGAAGAACGACUCUUCCGAGUCGGUCCGGCAAGACUCAGCGUCGCCAAACUCCGGCUCCCGAUCCAGUGGUGCUCCUGGCCCAGUGACUUCGGGCUCCAUAUCCAAUGGCCCUAAACGCACUUCCUCAGCCGUGUUCCCAGCGAGUGUAGUGGCGGGGAUAGAGCCCCUUGUGCCCUUUAAGGACGUGCCCAGCGCUGAGAGAAUGAACCUCUUUGUAAGUAAAGUGAGUCUAUGUUGUGUAACAUUCGAUUUCACUGAACCAACCAAGAACUCUAUUGAAAAAGACGUUAAAAAGCACACCUUGCUUGAACUUGUGGACUUUGUGUCUCCUGGGUCAAUGAGGUUCAGUGAGCCUGCGAUUUUGGCAAUGUGUAGGAUGUGUGCUGUUAAUCUUUUUAGGGUUUUCCCACCAAAUUGCCGGUCCCAUACGGGUGGAAAUGGCGGUGAAAAUGAUGAUGAACUGCCAGUGUUUGAUCCUGCUUGGCCACACUUACAAAUUGUGUAUGAUUUACUGCUUAAAUUUAUCACUUCUUCAUGUUUAGAUGCAAAGGUGGCAAAAAAGUAUAUAGACCAUUCAUUUAUAUUGAGGUUGCUUGACUUGUUUGAUUCAGAGGAUCCUAGGGAGAGGGACUGUUUGAAGACUAUUUUGCACAGGGCUUAUGGAAAAUUUAUGGUGCAUAGGCCAUUUAUUCGAAAAUCUACGAGCAAUGUAUUUUAUAGGUUUGCAUUUGAGACGGAGAGACACAAUGGAAUUGCAGAGUUAUUGGAGAUCUAUGGGAGUAUAAUAAGUGGGUUUGCUGUCCCUUUGAAGGAAGAGCAUAAAAUUUUCUUGUGGAGGGUUUUGAUACCCCUGCACAAGCCAAAGUCACUGGGCGUUUAUUUCCAACAGCUGUCCUAUUGUGUUACACAGUUCAUAGAAAAGGAGCCGAAGCUGGCGAGUACAGUGAUAAAAGGAUUGUUGAAAUUCUGGCCAAUAACGAAUAGCCAGAAGGAGGUGAUGUUUCUGGCUGAGAUUGAAGAGAUUUUGGAAUCCAUUAACAUGGUUGAAUUUCAAAAGAUCAUGGCCCCAUUGUUUUGGCGGCUUGGGUGCUGCAUUAAUAGUUUUCAUUUCCAGGACUGGUUGGUCUCGUUUCCGGCACCAAGACUCCUGCAUGCAAGAGAAAUAUCUUUUGCCCUGCCUCAUGUAAAGCCACCAGAAUGAAGGUUUGCCACUUUGGUGAAUAAAGCGUUGGAGUUUGGAUGCCCAUUCUACCUAAAUCCUUGGAAAAUCACUAACUCAUAUCCCCUUUCUACUGGGUCUAAAAUCUUUUCCUUGGAGUAUCAUCUAAUGCACUAAUGGUUUUAGCAAUUUCUAUGUGCAUGAUGAUGAUGUUUGAUGGGGGGAGCAUCAAUCCUAGAGAGUGCUGUCAUAUUUUCUCAAAUUGAUGGAAUCAAAAUAUAGGGUAUUUGGAGCUCCAUCUGUCAUCUCAUAUGAUUAGCCAAAACUCUAUCCCCCUUAUUGUUUUAUACUUUUAUGUCCGGCUUCAAGCUUGCUUAAUCUAUAUGAUACCUUUGUUCACACUUUUUGGGUUAUAGAUCCGUAAAUUUGUUUCUUUAUGGUCUGGGUAUUGGAGUCUCUAAAUUUGGGUCUAGGUGUUAUAUUUAUGUGCUUUUUUUUUUCUUUCUUUUUGCCUCCCACUCAACGCUGUUCCUGUGAGAAUUGGUAUUGAUCUUCAUUCAUUUCCCAUGGGAAUCUUCCCCUGAGUUAGUUAGUAUUGUAUUAUUUUGGUUUAAGUACUACGGUGUUGAUAUAUCAUCACUUGGAUAGCAAUUCAUACCCUCCUUACUGUUUAUUAGAAGAACCUUUGGCAAACAGUCAAUACCUGUAUUGAACUUGGGAAUAACGCUCCGGUACCUGUUGGGAAAAGAUUUGAGUAGUAUUUUG
Molecule: messenger RNA, 2614 nt
Organism: Tripterygium wilfordii
Lineage: Eukaryota; Viridiplantae; Streptophyta; Magnoliopsida; Celastrales; Celastraceae
Product: serine/threonine protein phosphatase 2A 57 kDa regulatory subunit B' kappa isoform
Exons: 2
Coding region: 650-1891 (413 amino acids)
Biological process (GO): signal transduction
Cellular component (GO): protein phosphatase type 2A complex
Molecular function (GO): protein phosphatase regulator activity
Source: RefSeq, a predicted model, not a curated record